AUGCUCGGUUUGGGCGAGAGAGGCGUCCGUCCGCAUCAGGUGGAAGUCAUCCUGGAUGGUCGUAGCGUCAUCUACCACGUCUACAAGCGUCCUUAUGUGGAUUACUUUUUGCGCAAGGUCGCGUCAUGGUAUCACGUAGUCAUUUUUACAGCAUCUGUUCAAGAGUAUGCAGACCCAGUCAUUGAUUGGCUGGAUCAAGGCCGAGGCUUGGUAAGCCAAAGGCUAUUCAGAGAAGCCUGCACUUUUAGAAACGGCAGCUAUCUCAAAGAUCUCAGCAUUGUCGACUCGGAUCUCUCGCGCGUGUGUUUGGUGGACAACAGUCCGGCAAGCUAUCUGAUCAAUCCAGCAAACGGCAUCCCCAUCGAAGGCUGGACCAAUGAUCCUAAUGACGAGUGCCUUCUUGACCUCCUGCCGCUCUUGGACGCCCUCCGGUUUGCUUCUGACGUACGCAAUGUCUUGUCCAUUAGAGGCUUUUGA
Molecule: messenger RNA, 477 nt
Organism: Ceraceosorus guamensis
Lineage: Eukaryota; Fungi; Basidiomycota; Exobasidiomycetes; Ceraceosorales; Ceraceosoraceae
Product: NLI interacting factor
Exons: 2
Coding region: 1-477 (158 amino acids)
Molecular function (GO): protein serine/threonine phosphatase activity
Source: RefSeq, a predicted model, not a curated record